AUGAUUCUGUUCCUUGUACCGAAUGCAGAACAUAUUAACUCAAAAGAGCCUUUGGUUUUCUCUCGUUGGGCCCGCGAAUCAAGUGUUCAAUGUAGGGUUUGGUUGUUGUAUGCAGGCGUUGCGCUCGGUGAAGAACCGACAUUAAUUGACCAAAAUCCUCCCGCUGAGGCUGUCUUGAAGCCUGAGGAAGAGUCUGGAGGCAGUUCAUUGGGUUUGCAAAAGCCGACCGACUUUGUGCAGAAACUGCAGGCCUUCCAGGAGGAGAUCCGUGUCUGGCACGAGACUCAAAAAGACAACCUCAAGGCGUCUUACGAAGAGUUAGUUGAGCUGUGGAAGGCAACAGCCGAAGCCGCGGAACGCCGCUUCCAACGCGCCAAACAGUCAACUCAGUCCGACCUGAAAGACGCUAAUGAAAUCUGGACCUCAUUUUUCGAUUGGUUGAAGAAUCUCAUAGCCGGAAUCCCCGUCCCUCUGCCUGUGACAGGGGGGACGCAGAGCCAGCAGAAGGCAGGUCAGCUAGCGCCUAUCUCUAUCCCCCAAAUUGGCGCCAUUCUGGAAGAAAUGCAUGCACUCCUUGAGGCCGUGUACACUAAGGUUUUGCAGGAAAAGGCACAGCUGCUGAACCAAGAGGAGCAACAGCCGCAGAAGGAAGGCUUGACCCCCGUCACUACCGAAAGCCCAUCCUCGGAGGUUGCAAAGGCUGACCAGGAAGUAACAUCGGAUACUCCGCAGAAGGAACAACAGGAGGAGCAACGGUCGGAAAUUGCGGAGGAGGCGGCAACGCCGACCCGAGAAGAAGCGACACAGGUGCAGCAGGAGAUGGCCGAAACAGUGGAAAGACAGGAAGAUGAGGUUUCUGAGCCUGAGGUUGGAAUCACAUCGGAGGCAGAAGCUGGGCAAGAAACCGUGCAAGAAGCUGUACCAGAAACUGCGCCAGAAGCUGUACCAGAAACUGUGCCAGAAGCUGUGGAAGAAACCGUGCCAGAAGCUGUGGAAGAAACCGUGCAGGAAGCUGUACCAGAAGUCGGGACAGAAAAUGUGCAGGAGGGUGUGCAAGCAGUGGCGGCUUCCCCCCAGCAAGCCGAACCGGAGGCACACGGAGCGCUUCUAGUAGUAGCAGAACCUGAGGCUUCAACAGAAGCGACUCCUGCAGACGACCACGCUUCCCAGCUUUCUACCAUCGUACUGGACACCCUGAACCGUAUCGAGAAUGCCUACAAGUCACUGUACGAAACUCUGAAGGCGGCAAUUGUUUCCGGCUCCCGAGGGUCCUUUAGGGCUCCUCAGGCUGCUGCCACUAUGCUCAAAGAGCUAGAGGAGCUUGGAGAAGAGUUUGCGGAAGAAAAUGCAGCAGUGACAGCAGAGCUGGCAGCCGUGGAAGAGGCUGCACAGCGUCAAGGGCCUACCUGGACGAUGAUUGAGCGAGAGAAAGUCUUGAAGAAAUGGCUAGUGAUGGCUAACAUCCAGCAGGUCAAGAUAACAGCCAUUGGCAGCAAGGCAGCAGCCUAUGGCAUUUCAACGGACGUAACGCCAGUAUUGAGUCCAAGUGCAGAGGAGCAAGCGGCCACCCCUCCCUUCACCACCUACCCAUACAUCUACUAUCCCUAG
Molecule: messenger RNA, 1608 nt
Organism: Cyclospora cayetanensis
Lineage: Eukaryota; Apicomplexa; Conoidasida; Eucoccidiorida; Eimeriidae
Product: retinitis pigmentosa 1-like 1 protein
Exons: 1
Coding region: 1-1608 (535 amino acids)
Source: RefSeq, a predicted model, not a curated record